Aphanomyces astaci is the source of this 1122-nucleotide messenger RNA. RefSeq lists its product as hypothetical. The transcript has 3 exons. Lineage: Eukaryota; Oomycota; Saprolegniomycetes; Saprolegniales; Verrucalvaceae. The record is from RefSeq and is a predicted model, not a curated record. Bases 1 to 1122 code for a protein of 373 amino acids.
AUGAAGUCCAAUGGCUACAAGCUUGCUGAGACACUCCUUUCCGAGCACACGGUUGUGGUCCUGCAGGAAACCAAGCUGGCCACUAAGUUUCAAACUGGUAUCUUUCGACUUCACCUCGACCAUGAAAUUGGGCGGGGCAAUUACUUCCUCGCCAUCAAUUAUCAUGGGCAAUCAGCGGUGGUGGCCGAAGCCCUCCGAAGCAGCGGGGUCAUGAUGUUCUAUCACAAAUCGAAUCCAUUCUUCAAGCGCCUGUACCACGAGUCCCACCUGGAUGUCCCAGACAAAUACAUGGUGGAUUACUUCUCUUCUCUUCCUCGCAACUUCCCCCCACAUGCCAAGCACUUUAUCAUGGGUAAUUUCAACCUUUCGAUGGACCGCCUCCUUGACUAUGAAGGCGAGGCCUCGAACUACCACGGCGGUCGAGUCGAGUGCAUUGAUUGGCUGCAAUCCCUUCGGGUCGUAGAUGCAUGGCGCAUCCACCACCCCCAUGAACGGAUGCUGGAGAUUCCCGAGGUGACUUCGGCGAUCAUAUCAGAGGCCAGGGCUCUCGUACCUAUCCUGCUACAUGCCCACAACCCCGGAGUCGUCUGGGCAGGCUGGAAGAAGCGAACCAAAGACUUCGUCGAGCACUACCACACCCAUCAUAUCGCCUACAAGGGCUUAACAGUCCAACGGGCGGAGCAGGAUUGGGCCACAGCUAUGGUGCAGGCUUCUCGUGGUGAAUUGAGAGCAGAUCAACUGAUCCUGGAACGCACCAAACCGAUUAAUCUGAAAUGGAGACAGAACCAAAACGAUGUCAGUUUCGGCUUCUACACAUCCAACUCUGAAGUAUCGACAUCGCACUUCUUCCGACGACCACAGGAGACUGUCGACAAGGUGUCCAUCGCCACUGUCACCACAGGCGAUGGUCGUGUUUCCUUUCACCCACAAGACAUCCACCAGGCCAUCCAUACGCGAUGGUCCUCCAUCAUGCGCGAGGGAGACUUCGCACCCCCAAUCGCGCCGCAAGGAGGCAGUUUUUUGCGGUGUCUGAAGACACGUCUGACGGAGGAACAACGCUCGGGAUUAGAUGAGCCCAUUACGCCAGCCGACCACACUGCUUUUCAAGGGCGGGGAACGUAG